AGAAAGGGGGAGGGGUGCCGGAGAUAGAUUAGAUAGUCCGGAGGAGGUGAGAGGUGGCAGGGAGGAUUAGGCAGAGCGAUCCGCUUCACCAUUCCCAUGCGGGGGCUUGGCUUCCACACAUUGCAUCAGCAAGUAGAGGGUCCGCUUUUCGGUGCGCAGAGCGAGUGCUGAAAAGCUGAGCGUGUCGAGGAUUAAGUCUUUCAUUUUGCGCGCAGGAAGGUGGCUACUUUGAAGAGUAGAGAAGCGGGCAUCCGCGCAUUGUUGCGGAUCCGAGGAAGUAUGGCGGCCGCUGCUGCAGCCCUGACGUCUUCGGUGCCCUCUUCUCAAAUCAGUCCCGCUGUGGAGUUUCUCCCCAAGCGGACUGCCAAGACUCUCAGCGGUGCGCCUCCGGGUUUGCUCUCGAGCUUCGUUGGUGACAAGGGAAGAUUGUGUGCCAGUGGCGGAGUUUCCAUUAAGUACAGAGCUCCCAAUGGAUGUUUGCCCCUUGGAGCCUCUUCACAGAGGGAUGGGUUCCCGCAGGUCGGAGAUGGAGUGAAUCCCUUAUUCCGCAAAAGCUUUCAUGUGAGCUCCGGCAGGGAGACCAGUUCGGCUGAGAGGACCGCUGUUGCUACUUCGGAUUACGCUGUUGCGGAGGAGGAGCGUAGGACUGUCACCGAGAAUGGCAACGGGUUUCCUGCGCCUGGAAGAAGUGCAAUUUUCGGGUAUUCAGGAGGAGACGAGGAUGAAGACGAGUUUGACGACGAGGAGGGCGAAGUUCUGCGCGUGGACAAUGAGUCGACUGACGAUGAAGACGAGCUGGCCAUUGCCAAUCUCGGUUUGCCCCAGGACAUUGUCGAUUCUCUUGCAAAGCGAGGAAUUUUCCAGCUCUUCCCAAUCCAGAGAGCCGUGCUUGACCCAGCAAUGGAAGGCAAGGAUCUUAUUGGCCGAGCCAAGACCGGUACUGGGAAAACUUUGGCAUUCGGUAUUCCCAUCAUCAACCGAAUUGUGAGGGAGAAUCAGGAAAACCGCACUGCCAGACGAAGUGGAAGAGCCCCCCGCGCUUUAGUCUUAGCUCCAACUCGUGAGUUGGCGAAGCAAGUCGAGAGGGAAUUUAUGGAGUCUGCACCAUCCCUCUCAACCAUCUGUGUCUACGGGGGCGUUUCUAUUACUGGACAACAAAGACAACUCCAAAAGGGUGUGGACAUUGCUGUCGGAACGCCCGGGCGUAUAAUUGAUCUCAUUGACAGAGGUUCACUGAAGCUUCAUGAAGUCCAGUUCUUGGUUUUGGACGAAGCGGACCAGAUGCUUGCCGUUGGCUUUGAAGAAGAUGUGGAAAAAAUUCUGGAGGGACUCCCUUCAGAACGACAGAGCAUGCUCUUUUCUGCAACUAUGCCUGCAUGGGUGAAGAACCUAUCACGAAAGUAUCUAAAGAAGCCUUUGACCAUCGACCUGGUUGGCGAGUCGGAUGAGAAGCUUGCCGAAGGAAUCAAGCUUUUCUGCGUCAACUGCGUCGCUUCUGCCAAGCGUUCCAUCCUCAAUGAUCUUAUCACGGUUUACGCCAAGGGUGGAAAAACCAUUGUUUUCACGCAAACGAAGAGAGACGCAGACGAUGUGUCUCUUUCUAUGAGUAGACUCGUUGGAUGUGAAGCUCUGCACGGUGACAUCACCCAGGCACAGCGAGAGAAGACCUUGAAUGCUUUCCGAGAGGGAAAGUUCUCUGUUCUGGUCGCCACUGACGUUGCCGCUCGUGGUCUAGAUAUCCCGAAUGUCGACCUGGUGGUCCACUUCGAGAUUCCGAACGACCCAGAAACUUUCGUGCAUAGGUCUGGACGUACCGGUCGAGCUGGUAAAGCCGGGACAGCUAUAUUGUUGUUCACUUCCCAGCAGACCAGAACAAUGAAGCAAAUCGAGAGAGAUGUUGGUUGUAAGUUUGACCGAAUUGUCCCCCCAAGUGUGGAUGAAGUACUCAGUGCAUCAUCUGAUCAGGCAACAGAAGUUAUCAGAAGGGUUCAUCCCCAGCUAAUUGACGUAUUCAUGCCAACUGCCGAGAAGCUGCUAGCAGAGAGCGGCCCUGGAGCACUCGCCGCUGCUAUUGCACACUUGAGCGGAUUCAGUCAGCCUCCUGCGUCUCGAUCGCUGAUCACUUUCGAAGAGGGGCUCACCACUUUGAGGUUAAUCCGAACGAACAAAGCCAAGGGUGGUCGAUUGGUGUCUGCCCGAGCAGUCAUGGGAACGUUGGCGGAUAUCUACCCAGCCGCGGCUGACCAAGUCGGGAAGAUUAAGAUCAUUGAUGAUAGAAACAUCGAGGGUGCAGUUUUCGAUUUACCAGAGGAUGUCGCGAAGGAGCUCCUGACGAAACCUAGGGACGCCGGUGAUCUUAUCGACGUGCCAAAAUCUUUGCCGAGAAUAGAAGAGGAUGACAGCGGACGGAGGAGUGACAUGUAUGGACGAUCCUUCGGACGAGGUGGUGGUGGUGGUGGUUUCAGGGGAGGAGACAGGGACGAUAGGAGAAGCAGUAGUAGUAGAUUCGGAGGAGGAAGGGACUUCGGAGACAGGGGUGGAAGAGACUUCGGCGAUAGAGGAGGACGAUUCUCAGACUCCGGGGACAGAGGUGGAAGGUCAGAUUUCGGAGAGAGACGGUUUGAAGAUAGAAGUCGAAGCAGCAGCAGAUUCGAAUCCUCUGAUGAUGACUACUCGUCCCCACGCCGAGGUGGUGGCAGAGGGGGUGCCUUUUCAGGAACAUGCUAUGUUUGCAAUCAACCUGGUCACCGAGCAUCGGACUGUCCUAAGGGUCGACGGUAGAGAAAGUCGGUUAUUCGUCAGCUGGUAGAGAAGUUCAUAGCUGUCACUCUUGUAAAAAUGGUUUGUUAAGACAUUCGGUAGCAUAUCUGAAUUAUGACGAGUUAUCCAGAGGCCUGUGUUUAAACUUGGUGGUACUCUUAUACUUAUGUGACUAGGGGUUUGAUCAAGUUGGAAACACCCAAGGUCACCAAAGUGACAUCAUAUGACACGCACGGCGGUGGCCCAUCAUGCUCCGUCUCACGUAGCGAGCGAAAAAAGCAGGAUGCUAGACACACCUACGUUCUCAGAGAGAUUAAACAUUUCGAAGGUGUAAAUCUUUCAGAUCAUGGACUGGAGAUGGCGAGCCCUUAACAUAGUUCAUGAGGUCUCUGAUCUCUGCUGGAGCAAUUAAUUAAUCGUUUGCUCCUGAUCAAUUAGAUUCAAAAUCUUGAUAGAUGGUCGCAAUUAAUCAAAUGAGCCUCCAAGGACUCAGACGUUAUUCUGAAGAUAUAAGCAAGCAUGUCUCGACUAGAGAGUUCCGUU
Marchantia polymorpha subsp. ruderalis is the source of this 3303-nucleotide messenger RNA. The record is from the annotation of a GenBank genome assembly. Lineage: Eukaryota; Viridiplantae; Streptophyta; Marchantiopsida; Marchantiales; Marchantiaceae.